Cheilinus undulatus (humphead wrasse) is the source of this 1638-nucleotide messenger RNA. Its product is annotated as sodium/hydrogen exchanger 9B2. Bases 1 to 1638 code for a protein of 545 amino acids. Gene Ontology annotation, molecular function: antiporter activity. Gene Ontology annotation, cellular component: membrane. Lineage: Eukaryota; Metazoa; Chordata; Actinopteri; Labriformes; Labridae. The record is from RefSeq and is a predicted model, not a curated record. Gene Ontology annotation, biological process: proton transmembrane transport. The transcript has 14 exons.
AUGAUGGAUGAAGAAUCCACCAAGCGUUACGCCCAAGCAGCCGGAGAUGGGCAGAAGCAGAAACAAGCAGAGCGAGGGAGUAAAGUUCAGGGUGGUCAGGAGGAGAGAGAGAUCACAGUCCUGCCACGGAGGACAACAGACCAGGAGGAAGAUACCGCAGAGAUGGCCGCCUCGUCCUCCUGCUGCUCAUCCUGUAUCCGUCUGAAGGACCGCUGCCCCCGGCCACAGGGACUCAUCAACCUGCUCAUCACCAAAGUGUGUCUGUUCGCUCUGCUGUUCGGGGUCGUCUGGUCCAUCACAGGAAAUCAGUGUUUACCUGGAGGGAACCUGUUCGGCAUCGUCAUCCUCUUCAUCUGCUCCGUGCUCGGAGGGAAGCUGGUGGGAAUGAUCCAGCUGCCCACGCUGCCCCCCUUUCCUCCUUUACUUGGGAUGCUGCUGGCCGGACUGGUGCUCAGGAACGUCCCCUACAUCACCGACGCCGUCUUCAUCGAUACCCACUGGUCUUCGGCUCUGAGGAACAUCGCCCUGUCCAUCAUCCUGACCAGAGCUGGACUGGGUCUGAACCCGUCUGCGCUGAGUCGUCUGAAGGCCGUCUGUGUCCGUGUUGCCGUCGGCCCCUGCAUGGUGGAGGCCUGCGUCAUCGCCAUAGUCUCCCACUUCCUGCUGGGUCUGCCCUGGGUGUGGGGCUUCAUCCUGGGUUUCGUCCUGGCUGCCGUGUCUCCAGCUGUCGUCGUUCCGUCCAUGUUGCUCCUGCAGAAAGAAGGCUACGGGGUGGAAAAGGGAAUCCCCACCCUGCUGAUGGCUGCUGGGAGUUUCGAUGAUAUUCUGGCCAUCACCGGGUUCUCCACCUGCCUGGGAAUCGCCUUCUCUACAGGGGCCACCUGGAUGAACAUCCUGAAGGGUCUGCUGGAGGUGGUGGGGGGGAUCAUAGCUGGGAUGGUCCUGGGACUGUUCCUGUGCCUGUUCCCCAGCAAUGACCAGGAGGACCUGGUCUUGAGGCGGACGCUCAUGCUGUUAGGUCUCUCCAUAUUUUCCGUCUUCUUCAGUCACGUCGUUGGUUUUGCCGGAGCUGGGGGACUCUCCACGCUGGUGUUGGCCUUCCUCGCCGCUCUAGGCUGGAAGUCCGAGAAGGCCCCGGUAGCAGCCAUGGUGGGACGCUCCUGGGAUGUUUUCCAGCCGCUCCUGUUUGGUCUGAUCGGAGCAGAGAUCACCAUCGCAAAGCUCAACCCCAGCACUGUAGGUCUUGGUUUGGCCUGCAUUACUAUCGGUCUGGUGAUCCGCCUCCUUGUCACCUUCCUGCUGGUUCACUUUGGAGGAUUCAACCUGAAGGAGAAACUCUUCAUAUCAGUGGCCUGGCUGCCGAAAGCCACCGUACAGGCUGCUAUCGGCUCGAAGGCGCUGGACAUGGCGAGGGACGAAGGUGACGAGACCUUAAUCAAGUUCGGCUUGGACGUGCUAACGUUAGCGGUGUUAGCCAUCCUGACCACGGCCCCCAUCGGGGCUUUAGGUAUCGGCCUGGCAGGACCACGCCUCCUGGCCCGACAGGUCAAAGACGACACAGAGGGCGGAGCCAAGACCCAGAGUGGUGCCGAAACAGGUCAAGAAAAAGACAACGUGACUAUUGAGAGCAAACUAUGA